GUCCCCAAGACAUGUAUAUUAUAGUGUGUGUCACCAUUCAAAGUAAAAUAAAAAUGGCUUCUUUGAACUAAGUAAAGUUACCUUUUAAAAAAGGUAAACAUUGUCUAUGCUUGAAUUUGAAACUUGGUAGAUCUGAAUGUGAACCUUUUUAAAAUAACUAACAUCCAUAUUACAUCAGCAUGACCUAAUUAAUGUGCCUCCAACUUAUUCUGUACUUUGAAUGUUAUAGCUGCUUUGAUUUGUAUAUGAACUAGAGCAUAAAGCUACAGUGAAUGAAAUGAAGUCUAGAAUAACCAAACAUUCUUGCUUUUUGUUGGUAAUGUUAUUGAUGUUCCAUCACAUUGUGGAGACACAAAUCAACCCAGCUGAUGAUCCAAACAAUGUCAAUGCUGCCAGUAAUUUGUUUUUCUUUGAUCGUAAAAGUGACUGCAAUGGCCCCAUUCGAAACUUGUAUGGUUUACAAGGGACUAUUAGGGGUUCUGACUUAGCCUCCCAGUUGCUGGGUCCUAAAGAAUGCAUGAUAAGGUUGAAAUCUGAAGGGCAGUUUGAUGGCAUUGUUCUUGAUAUCGAAGUGAAGGCAAUGAAUAUUCUAGACUGUUUGACAACUGUCACUAUUUAUGAUGGAGAUGGAAAACAAAAUAUACUGAUGUCAUAUGGCUGUCGGUCUGGUGAAUCUUUAAAUAAAAGGAGAUUUUAUUCAUCAGGGAAUACAGCAACUUUUGUUAUGAAUAGAGAAAACGUGAACAGCUACAGUUUUGAUAUUGAAAUAAUAGUUCUUCCUGUUAGAGCCAGCCAAGAUCCCAACUAUGAGAAUAACUAUGGAAAAGAAAACCCAUAUGCUUUUGACAAGUUCCCCCAGGAAUACAUAGUUGGCAUGCUCUCUGGCUUCUAUCUGUUUGUUGUAGUGGUUUGUCUGGUGGUCAUCUUCCGCACAUUUUUUCAAUUUAGGGUCCUGAAUAAAAAGUGGGAGACACAGCAGCUGGCUACCCUUAAAGCUAGCUCUGCUUAUGAUGUAAGGAGUCAAAUGACAUCACCAUCUCAGAUGACCUCAAUAGACCAGAUUAAGAGUCAUGGCCCAUCAAGUCAGUAUUCAAGGGGUACAACUCAGCCCACAGCGCGCAAAGCCCCACCUAGUGAGGAUGGUGAUAGUGGUGUUUAUUAUAAUGAUGAUAUCAAUCAGAAGAGAAGACUGGUCAAUGAGCAGAGAGUAAAUGCCAAGCCAACUAACAGUGUUUACUCUGAGCCAGAGGAGGCUCCUGAAAGCUUCAGGGAGAAAAUUAUCAUACCCACUAAGCACAAAGGUAAAAAUAGACGGCAACCACCAUCAUAUGAUGAAGCAGUAAGUGAUCAGUCUUCUGAUGAAGGGUCUCAGGCAUCCAGCAAUAGCUCUCUACCAAGAAAGAGGCCACCUUCUUCAGAUGAGGAAAGAUCUGUUAAAUCUAAAUCUUCUGAAUGGUCAAGAUCAACCACAAGAACAAGGUCAACACGCACUGCUUCUUCAUCUGAAACAGAAUCAGAAGAGAGUCACAGUGAAGGCUCAUCCAGUGGUCACCAGGCAAGAGCUCAAAGAAAAAAGCCUAAGAAACAGUCAGAGCCUAAGAGGUCACAGCAACCUCCUCCACAAAAGCAAACAAGGCAACAUAUGCCUCUUCCACAAAUGCAACAACCUCCCAGAAUGCAGCAGCCUUUUGUACGUCCUCCUCCAAUGUAUAGUGCCUAUCCUCCAGGACAGUAUGUUCCAAUCAUGAGUGGGCCCCAGUUUCAGCCUGUACCAGGUGCAUAUCCACCUCCUCGCUACCCAGUCCAGCCCCAGCCUUCUAGAGGGCUACAGGUUGAGCCUACAGAUGCACCUGUUUAUUCCUACCUUGUGCAAAGAGGCUACAAGCCAAUAGAUCCUGCAAGUAUAUCACAAAACAGUUCUGAUAGCCAUAGGUCAGGAGGUCGUAGGCUGGAAGAAUCUGACUUGAGGUUGGACAGUGGUGUAGAAUACAUGAAGCGUUAAGAACUAUGUGCGCUAUAUCAUAUAAGAUGUUUAUAAUUUAUAUUACAUCGAAUAUCAUAAGACAUUUAUAAACAAGUAAAUUAGUACAGUAGAACACCAUUACAAUGAAAAUUGUUUAUAACCUAAUUUCACUACAAAAAACAUUCUAUUUUUUUUUUAAUAUAUUAUGCAAAUAUGUUUGUUAAUAAUCCUUAAGUAAAAAAAGUAUAAGCUUGAUACAGUAAGUCACAAGGAAAAAAACAACAUUUCUAUGUAAAAACAACAUAAAUGAGCUAAACAAUUUUAAGUUGACCACAGCCAUCUUCAUUCUACUUUGAACAAAUGUCAACUUUUUUUUGACAAUAUUUUCAUUUAAAGUUGUGUAUUGUGCACUUGAACUGCUCACCCUUUAUCCAUCUUAGCACUAUUUUUCUUUGUGUGAUUAUCUAAUAAUGAAAUAGCAGAAAUGACUCUAAAAAUCAUGUCAGCCAUUGAGUUGUGAAUACUUUUUAUGUCAGUGUGUAGACUUGUGACUGUCUCCCAUUUUUCAAAAGUGCCUUUUAUAAAUAUAUAGUUGGUCAUUCAUAAUAGUAUGUAGACCACUUUUGUCAUCCAGGGGACUGAGGGCUUUGCACUGCAGUCUUGUAACUCAUGUGGCUGGUGAAAACUAUGUGAGCAAUUUAGUCCAGUCUGAGAUUGUGUGAAUUGCAUUGUUUUAUUUUCGGGCACUUUUCUUCUGCCAGUGUGAUUUCAACCUGGACUGCCAUCUGGUAGAUGGAACCAAAUGAGAGAUCUUGUUAUUGUAUUGGUGUAUAGGCUACUUUGAAUCAUGAUUCCAUUUGUUUCUUUUGCUAUUUUUUGUUCUUCUCUUUACAUGCUCACUUCUUGUUUGAAAACAUUUCUUUGUACUUUGAUUUGGUAAUGGAGAGAAAAAACAAUUCCAAAGUACAUACUAAAAUAGUGAAAAAAAUGUCAUUGGCCAUUACCCUUUUAUAUGAAAACUAUCACUUAAUAUGAUAUAAAACAUAUGAUUGACUUUGGUCUUGUGUUCUUAGUUGUAAUGAUGUUCUACUGUAUUUGUCUUUUAGUCUUUUAAUUAUUUAUAAGUUAUGCUUCACAGACAAGAUCUGAAGAGACAGUGAUGGCUGCACUGAUUACAUUACAAUCAUUAAUUCACUUAACAUUUGUAAAGUUUCCAUUCAGGACCAUCAUAACCUCACUGGCGCAUGUAAAUACAGUCACCUCAGAUACAAGAAGAAAAUAUAUGAAGUGACCACAGAUAGCCUAAAUAAAAAUAAAUGUUUUUGUUACUCUAAGGGCUUAAAGAAACCUUAAAAAAAGGUUUUCAGCAUUUGAAAUGUAGUAAAUGGACAUUGAAAAAUGGAAAGACAGCACACUGUAAUUGUAAAACAAAAAAUUAUGUGUUUGUCUUACAUGGAGAUAUCACAUACAACAACUAUGUCAAGAUGAAUCAAUGUCUUACAUGAAGAUAUCACAUGCAACAACUAUGUCAAGAUGAAUCAAUGGAGAUAUCACAUACAACUAUGUCAAGAUGAAUCAAUGUCUUACAUGAAGAUAUCACAUGCAACAACUAUGUCAAGAUGAAUCAAUGGAGAUAUCACAUACAACAACUAUGUCAAGAUGAAUCAAUGUCUUACAUGAAGAUAUUACAUACAACAACUAUGUCAAGAUGAAUCAAUGUCUUACAUGAAGAUAUUACAUGCAACAACUAUGUCAAGAUGAAUCAAUGGAGAUAUCACAUACAACAACUAUGUCAAGAUGAAUCAAUGUCUUACAUGAAGAUAUCACAUACAACAACUAUGUCAAGAUGAAUCAAUGUCUUACAUGAAGAUAUUACAUGCAACAACUAUGUCAAGAUGAAUCAAUGGAGAUAUCACAUGCAACAACUAUGUCAAGAUGAAUCAAUGUCUUACAUGAAGAUAUCACAUACAACAACUAUGUCAAGAUGAAUCAAUGUCUUACAUGAAGAUAUCACAUGCAACAACUAUGUCAAGAUGAAUCAAUGGAGAUAUCACAUACAACAACUAUGUCAAGAUGUAUCAAAUGUUUUAGAUCAAACUAUAUGUCUACCUUUUAAAACAUCUACAUUUUACACAAUGUAAAGAUAAUGUACAUUUCACAAAAAUAGUUUGGCUCAACUGUCUAAUCUGGCAGCAUCUUUUCUUCAACCUCUGUAAAUAUUUUUAAUUGUGUGAUUGCAGUGGCAAUAAUAAUUAAAUAUCCACUGCUUUUUUUUUUUUUUUUUUUUUUUUGUCCAUAUAAUAUUUUUACCUCAUAUUCCUUGUUCUAGGAUUAUUAUUUUCAGAUUUCCCUAUAUUUAAUGUAGAAUACAUAGUUUUAUCAGAUCCUAAACUUCUUUUUAUUUUCUCAUGAGUUCAAAACUAUCAUUGUAACUAUUGUAAUUAUAUAUAUAUAUAUAUAUAUGUAGAUUAUGUAGAUGUGAAUGUCUCUGUUCAUGAGUUCAAUUCAUAUAUGUUUGACUUUCUCAAUAAUUUUGUUGAUUCGUGUUAAAAAAAAGGGGAAAUACUCAAUUUCCAUAUUUGUGGAUCAAUAAAAAAAACAAUCUUUCAAAUAGAUUUGUUUAAAAGAUAUAUAUGUACAUUUUGUCAUGUGAUUAUAAAUAUUCUUAAACUAGACAAUGACUACAUUUCUGUGACUGUGCUAGCCUAGAUCAUAUAAUUGACUAAUUAUUUAUAUUAAGCUUUUAUCAACUCACUCUGCCUGUCUGGUAAAUAGUUUGAACAUAUUUUUUCUCUCAUUUCCCAUUCUUGGAUCAAGGUGAAACUUUGCACAGUUAUUCAUUUUACCUGACAAGACAUGAAUCAAAAAAAAAGAAUUAACCAAUUAGUUCAUUAAUUAUUGGUGAUAAAUUAUUUUGUUUGAUAUCAAUAUAAUGAAAAAAAACUGCUACUUAAUGAGAGAUGUGGAUGUACAUAUGGAUUUAAUCCCAUUGUUAUGUUUUGACAUGUUUCUCUCUUGAUUCCUAUUCUCUGAACAAUUUGAAAUUUAGCAUACUUAUUCAUAGUUGAUGACAAUACACAAUUCAAUCUAAAAAUUAAACAAUUAGUUAAUCUAUUGGUACUAAUUAAUUAAUUUUGUUUUAUAUGGAAGAAAGGUACCUCAACCCUGCUAUUUUCAGAUAAAAGGCAGUAAUUAGCUGUGCUUUUCCUUAGAUAACCUUUGUUUUUAAUUCUUUCUCUCCGUAAUUAUUUGUCCAUGUUUCGACAGAAUUCUUGAUUUUUGCUCAUUACUAUUUCACUAACCUGUUAUGAUUAAACAUGAAUAUUCUGCUGUUUGUUAUUGAAAAUGUUUUAUUUGGAAUAGAAUUAAAAGGGAAUGCAUGCUCUUCUUAUAUAACACAAAAAUAACAUUUAUAACAUUAAACAUGAAUUUAAUUUAAUAAGGUCAAAUCAAUGAUGGUAUCGUAAAUUAGGAAAGAAAGAGUUAAAAAAUAAUCUUUUCUUUUGGUUGUUAGUCUUGAAUUUAUCAUUUCGAACUUGUGUUAAAACAUUUUUUCCCCUGAAAUAGGUUAAUGAUUUGUGUAGUGUCAAUAACACAAUAUGUUUAAAUUUAAUCUGACAAACUAUUCAUGCAUGCACAUUCAAACAUUUUGCAAAAUAUUGUCUAAACAUUUGAUGUUUUUGUAAUUUCUACAUUUGUUAAUUAUUUUCAAUAAAAAAAAGAUGAUAAAAUAUUCUUAGAAAUCCAUCUA
Molecule: messenger RNA, 5714 nt
Organism: Biomphalaria glabrata
Lineage: Eukaryota; Metazoa; Mollusca; Gastropoda; Planorbidae
Product: apoptotic chromatin condensation inducer in the nucleus-like
Exons: 7
Coding region: 278-2002 (574 amino acids)
Source: RefSeq, a predicted model, not a curated record